This is a messenger RNA of Sardina pilchardus (European sardine), 10803 nucleotides long. RefSeq names its product MAX dimerization protein MGA a (gene mgaa). Gene Ontology annotation, cellular component: nucleus. The coding region runs from base 149 to 9010 and encodes 2953 amino acids. The transcript has 25 exons. Gene Ontology annotation, molecular function: protein dimerization activity; DNA-binding transcription factor activity, RNA polymerase II-specific; RNA polymerase II cis-regulatory region sequence-specific DNA binding. The record is from RefSeq and is a predicted model, not a curated record. Lineage: Eukaryota; Metazoa; Chordata; Actinopteri; Clupeiformes; Clupeidae. Gene Ontology annotation, biological process: cell fate specification; positive regulation of DNA-templated transcription; regulation of transcription by RNA polymerase II.
AGAGAAAGAAACGACGACCAAGGAAUUCAAGAAGAAACGAACGUUGUCCGCUUUGAAACAUUUGAUAUUGCAAAAGGAUGUUGAUCGAUCAAAGACGCAGUCAGAGGUAGAAGGGGCGUGAAGCCCUCCCGAUGUCCCUCAUAAUCUCAUGGCAGAGAAGAAGCAGACAGUAAUGGUGCUUCGAGAGGACGGGGCUACUGCCCCGGGCGUGGCCCCAACCACUGCUGCUGCAUCAUCCUUUUUUGUAGACCUCAAGCCAGGGCAGACCAUUGAAGGAGGCAAAGAUAAGGAAGCUCUGGAGGCUAGUGGAGAACCUGAUGGUGUUAUGAAACCAUCCCUAGGUUUGGUAGCAGGAAGUCCUUAUGCAGUCACUUCCACAUUAUCCUCAGACUCAAACUCUAACCACCAUCCUGAGAAUUUGCCCCCAGAGGCUACAACCAAGGGCAUCACAGUUACUCUGGAUAACAAUAACAUGUGGAAUGAGUUCUUUCGCUGCAAGACGGAGAUGAUUCUAACCAAGCAAGGUAGACGAAUGUUUCCGUCUUGCCGGUAUCGUAUUUCUGGGAUGGAGCCCUUCCAGAGCUACCUCCUGAUCAUGGAUAUUGCUCCAAUGGACAACCAUCGCUAUAAAUGGAGUGAUCAUCGCUGGGAGCCGAAUGGAAAAAGUGAUCCUCAUGUGUCAGGAAGGGUCUUCAUCCACCCAGAGUCCCCUGCUUCCGGUCACUACUGGAUGCAGAGUCCCGUGUCAUUUUAUAAGCUCAAGCUUACGAAUAAUGUCAUGGACCAAGAUGGCCAUGUCGUUUUGCACUCCAUGCAUCGAUACUUGCCGCGGCUGCACAUAGUUCCUGCUGACAAGCAAACCGAUGCAAUCGACGUGAAUGGCCCAGAUGUCAUGACCUUCCUUUUUCCACAAACAGAAUUUUUCGCUGUAACGGCUUACCAGAACCUGAGUAUCACACAACUCAAAAUCGACUAUAACCCUUUUGCAAAGGGUUUUCGGGAAGAUGCUUCCAACUUGCGCAGCUUAAUGCCUAAGCUAGGAUCCCCAAGUGCGUCAGCGGAAGGUGAAAGUAAGAAUGAAAAGGAGCUUGGACCCAUUAAAAACAGUCUCAAAGCGCUGUUUGCAAAAAGGGUCCCUGUUGAAAAAAUCACUAAGGAACAAGAACCUCCAGCCGUGAAGGAGGGUGGGGUUGACUGCGCCAAUAGUAAUUUCCAGCCAUCAGUCGUGAUUGAGAAAAGUAUUGUGAAAAGACGUCCAAGUACCUUGUCUGAGCUGUUUCAAGGGACCCCACUUAAACUGAGAAGGACAGCCCCUGAGAGCAGUGGUCCCAGUAGCACCUUGAAGAAAAAAAACAAUGGCUGUGUUAACACUCGGGCCAGCCUUGAUCCUGAGAAGGCACCGCAAAAGGAUGUACAGUCAAAAUCUGUUGUGAAGGAGGAGUUACCCACAGAUUUGAAAUCAAAGGAGGAUUCUGAACAGGCUCCUGAUGUAUCCAAUUCUGUUCAUGAGCCCACAACUGAUCAUUCAUUUGUUACACAGGAAAAAGGACAGAAGGUUCCCAGCAUUUCAUUAAUGGAGACUGGUUCUGGUAUAAAGGUCGACAACUCCGAAGAAGACAGCCAGAAUAAAUCUGUUCCACAAAAACGAGCAGGUGCUGCGGCUUUACCCCUUCUUGCAUUGUUUUUUCAGCAACUCAAAUCAAAGCCAAAAUCAGGUAAACUCACUCCAAAACCUGAUGAUCCUUUACUCUCUGAAAAGCUCAAAUCACAACCCAAACCUGUCGAUCUUGUCCAGAAACCUGAUACUGCUGGGUCAGCUUGUUCGUCACCCUCAACGAGUAUUGUUUUAAAAUCUAAUUCCACACACCCUUCGGAAUCAUGUACUCAACUGGUUGACACCCAUACCUCACCAACACUGACUCCUGUCUCAUCCAAUAAAACUGUGGAAAGCAUUGCUGUCGAUGCCCCGUCAGAAUGUUUGACAUCUAUAAAAACUGAUAACAAAGCGUUUGUCAAAACAUUCCCUGAAAUCCAGACUUCACUGUUCACUGAGACACAUACAUCACAGUCCACUACAGAGCCCUCUGACACUGACACAGCUCCCACUACAAAAUCUGAUGAACCUAAAUCACAGUCCUCGAUUACAAGUGCCUCUGAAGUCCCUGUGAACCAUUCUACUACCUUUGCCACACCAUCACCAUUGUCAUGUGAAGCUGAUGGCCCUGCCUCAGCACCUGAUUCACCAUCAUCCCCAGUCUUUUCAUAUGGUAGCCCUGCACCUUCAUCUGACCAAGAAUCGGUAGAUCGUCUUCCUGAUGAACUGCUGGAAGUCAGUAAGCAAGACAAUGGCAAUGAAGCGAGUGGUGGAACUGGUGUGGCUUCCCUUGUGGUCAACACUAGCAACCAGGUAUCUGUGGGGAAAAAGCCCAAGGGGAGACCCAGGAAAGGCAGAAAACGCAAACAGCCUGAGGAGCCGCUGGUGGUUAGUGGUCCUACCGACGUCCGCAUGCAACCCAGUCUUGAAGAUGUGGAAGGCCAAUUAUUUGUCUCCUUUACCUCAAAGGAGGCUCUUGCAGUUCAUCUGGAUGACGAUGAUGACGAAUCUCCACCGCCACAAUUGCCUGAGGUUAUGGAAAAGCCAGUUGAAUCCCCUGAGGCCAUGGCUGAACGAAUCGCCUCAUUAGAGAAGGCCCUCGUUCAAGAUUUAAAGGUCAUGAAACACAAACAGGUCAUCCACCCAGUUCUACAGGAAGUUGGUCUGAAGUUGAAUAUACUUGAUCAGAUCUUAGCCAUUGAUCUGGUGUAUUUGGGUGUGGAAUUACCGAUUCCCCCUGCUUCUCCGUGUCCUAGUACAAGCUCAGGGAGUGUGUCAUCACAACUCCCUUUUGUUUCUAGGACUGGAAAAACAACAGAUAUCACCAAAAUCAAAGGCUGGAGGGAUAAAUUUGCCACACCAGACCCUAAAGAGUCACCUCCUGAAGGUGGUAACAGCUCAGAUGCAACACUGAAGAAUCGGUCUGCCUUCUGCAGUGACAUGCUAGAUGAGUAUCUGGCCAGUGAAGGAAAGCUCAUAGACGAGCGUGUGGCCAGUUUCUCCACGGGCAUCGUCACCCCUGUUUCUUACCAGAUGCCCACCAAAAGCAGUAGUUACGUGCGGACACUGGACAGUGUGCUGAAGAAGAGGGCACCCGCAUCAGUCACUCCCACCCCCAAAUCUGUUCCACCUGUUACCCCAGCUGCCUCCCAAACCAAAAAGGCCAAGGUAACUCCGAAGACGCAGAAGUCAGGAGCAAGCACGGCUCGCAGGUCAUCCAGGACAACCACUCCCAAGGCAAACCCCCCAACAGCUCACCCAUCUUCGUCCACAACUGAUACUCAAGACGCCCUUGUCAGCAAAAAGUCAUCAUCCAAGGUCAAAAACACCCUAAAGCCACCAAGAUCAGAGACGCUGUCAAUCAAGGCUGCAGUGAAGAGUAACACUGGAGUCACCAAGGCUGGUCAGUCAGACACCAAGGCAGGUAGCUCUGUCUGGGGGCGUGAUGUGACCCUGCCUCGCACUGUGUUGAAGCUGCUGGAGGUGGAAGAUGGAUCGGUGUGGGAAGGGAAAGAGCGCACAUUUGUUACAGAGGAGCGGGCCUCCAUUGCACUAGCAGCCCUAGCGUCUGCCAUGGGAGUUGUAGGGGAAAACAAGUCGGCCAUGCCAAUCAUCAAACGUCGAGCACCACCCUGCCUCCGUGCCCACUGCCGUCUGGGCUGUGUGUGUGCCAGCCUGGUCCAGGAGCGGCGCCACAACCACUGUGGAAAACCAGAGUGCAUGCUGGGAUGCAACUGCCUUCGGCAUAAAGUUGUUUUGCUCAAGAGCUCCAAGCAUGAGGAGACGACUGAGGGCUCUAGAGAGUCUCCAGUGUCUCAAACCUUGACGGAGGACGAGGAGGGCUCCAUCAAAAUGAAGAGGAAGAAGAAGAAAAAGAACAAAUCUCUGGCUUAUGUGCUCACAGACCCCCCAGUAACCUCAGAGCCAGCCACUCGUGUGAGAACAAUCUGGAAGGCUGAAGAGGCCGACGCUGAUCAAGAUGAGCUGCACAUCCCCACUCCAGUCUACCUCCCCUGCCCUCUACGUUAUGAUAUUAAAUCAGACUCUGAGGACGUGGACAACGAUGAGGGCAUGAUGACUUGUGCACGUAUCCGGCCCUAUGAAGGCAAGACCUCAAAGGAGUCUAACAGAAAGGAAGAGAACAUGUCCGUAGACUCAGCAGAUGACUGGACACCAGAGGCAGGUACAGAAAGCAGGCUGGAGUCAGAAGAGAAUAGUGAACAAGAGGAGAGUGGUCAUGGUGAUGAGCCAGAGCCUGGUGAGUACACACAUGGCCCCUCCAAGCGUCUGGAAGUCGUGUCCGAAUGCAACUGGGACCGACGGACAGACCGCACGUACAUCAUGCGGGUUCUGUGCGAGCACAUGGACAAGGACCGCCUGAAGACGCCCUUCUGGAUCGGCAAAUACCGCAUCCAGCCCAUCUCGCAGACUGUGGUGGAUGAGGGCCAGGGUCCCUGCGUCAACUACAAGGUCCUCAUCUCACAGCCGCAGCUUGGCUUACUGAAGGAUAAGAUCCAGACUCGUAUAGAGACCAACACACCGGCUGCACCUGUGGAGAAAGCUGCUCCUGCUCAACAGAAGCCCGCGGAACAGCAGAAACCAGCAGAACAGCAGAAGCCAGAUCCAAGGCCAAAACCCACACCUGAGCCGAAGAUUGAGCCAAGACCAAAGCCCAGAGUGAUGGAGCCCUUGCCCAAACUAAAACCAGAUCAAGGCCUCCCUUUCCUGGCUGGUGUCCCUACAGCGGGUCUGCUUAUUGCCCAACAAAAAAGUGGAGAAGGCUGUCCUGUCACGGUGAAUGGAAAACCGUACCCUAAAGCCAGACUACAGCUUGGUCACAUGGGAGCACUUCACCCAGCCAACAGGCUUGCUGCAUACAUCACAGGCCGUCUGGACCCUGUGAAUCUACCAGGGUAUCCAAAAUCUCAAGCCCAAGCUACAAGCACGGGCAAUGGCACAGUUGCAACUACUGCUAGUGAUGCAGUGGUUACCUCUGUCACUACAACAACAGCAACUUCUCUGCUUCAAAAAUCCACAGUGACCAAGCCCUCUGUGGGAAAGGUCUACACCCAGUUUGUGGUCAACCAGCUCUGCUCCCAGCAGCAGAAGCUGCCGUGCACUGGGGGUGCUCAGCUGUUGGGCAGUGUUCAGAAAGUAGUCUUAUCUUCCAACCCCGUGGUUGUGGUGGGCCACCAUGUUGCCGCCCAGAGUACCCAAAAAGAACAAGGGUCUGGGGGCAACAAAGGACCUAUCGUCGUCACUCUGUCUCCAAGCAAACAGGCCCCACAGAAGGGCUCUGUUGGCACCUUGGCGUCCUCGGUAUCCUCGGUCACAACAGCUGUUACUACCACUACUACUACUACAACCUCUGGAGGCACCUCAGAUGGGGCAUCUCAACUCCAGGCGGUACUGAAAAUCGUUCCUCGCCAGCAGCCAGGAGGGGUGUCCACUCCAGCUGUUAAGGCCGUCACCCCAGCAACAAUUGGAGCCCGAAAUAUUGUGACCCAGAACACCAAUCGAGUCUUGCUUCAGCCAGUUCGAACCAGCUCUGGGGCAACCCUCUACCGUAACCCCAACGGCCAGCUUGUUCAGCUCGUGCCCCUUAGCCAGCUGCGGAACCUUAAACCCAAUUUUGUGCUGAAAGACCAGAAAGCUUUUGUGCGGUUACCCUCUCCAGUUGGCCUUGGAACCAAACCCAGAGGACAAACCCAGAGCGCUGUUUCUACACCUGUAACAAACACCUCAGGUGUACCACCGGCCAUUGCCACCCCGACCAGCUCCUCCUCAGUCGCAUCAGUCUCAAGCCAGAAGCCAAUCACAACCAGUGCUCUGAGCGCUUCAGGUUCAACUACUAGCACUUCCCCACCAAAAGCAGCUAAGGUCCUCUCCCUGUCUGGCUCCUCUGCUUUCGCCAUCAAAAAAACAGUCUCAUCUGCGCUCAAAGGAGCUCCAGAGUUCUUAGGGGACACUGGAACCCACACUGUGAGGAUUUUGCCAACCAGUCCUGGAACUCAAGGCUCUCUGGCUCGGGGGGCAGCUAAAAUUGGAAGUGGAAGUUUUACCUUGCUUCAACCACCAACCAAGACCAGUAUAGCUCUUGAUAAAGUUAAAGUCUCAGUUGCCCCCGUAUCAAGCAAACCUCCACUGGUGUUGGUUGUGGACAAACCCACAGCAGUUCCUGUGGUAGAAAAACCUGCCACAGAUCCUUCACUGAGUAAACCCUCACCAGUUCCUGUUUUGGACAAACCUCCAGCAGUAUUGCUGGUACAUAAAUUUGCAGAAUCCAAACCAACAACAGCGUCGGGACCUUCAGCCUCUACAGUCCUUACAUCGGUGAAAACUCCAGAAAACCAGAAGCUGUCAGACAAAUCUCCAGAGGUUUUGGCAGUCCCAGAUCAGGACAAACCUCCAACAUCUGUAGUUCCAGAGAAACCUUUAGCGACAGACAAGUUGACAACAGUCCUUUCAUCUAACAAUGCUGAUAAACUACCUGAAGGCCCUGUGUUGGACAAACCCGAUGUGGUACCUGCAUCAGGCAGUUCUGCAUCUGUGAAAAACGGACAGGAAAGCAUUGUCGCAGAUACCACAGCAGAGGGUUCUCUUGGAUCCCCAAUAGAUCUCUCUGCAGACCAUAGCUAUUCCAGUGAUUCGGGUCUGACCAGCCCAGUUAAAGCUGAUCAGCCGAAGCCGACUGGUCCUACCAACAACACUCUACCUGAAGAUGGGAAUACCCCCUCUGUCGAAACCUCAAAGGGAAACCCCUCUGUCUCUUUCCGGAGCAACCAUAUGCAGACUGAAAAGACUCUCCCCGAUGGUGAGCCCAUGCUAUUUAAGGAGAUGCUGGAUCUAGCACUACUAAGCCCCUCGGUGGAUAAAGUAGACACUAUACACAUUGACAGCGACGACCAUGAAGAUGAGGAUUGUGUUGUUGUGUCAGAAAAGAAGCCAGCAAUGGAGGAAGGAGAGAUUGGCUCAGAUGUUGAGAUUGUGGGAGACACUUUCAUCCUGACUGAUGACUCUGAUAUGGACUCGGAGACGGAUGAGUCUGUUUGCGUGAUCAGUGAUUAUAGUGAUGAGGACAACACUGUUGAUGUUGAGACUGUGGAUGUGUCAACUAUGUCACAUAACUCUGUUACAUUACGUCAGAAGAGGGCGCCCAUUUUGGAAAGGGCUCGAAGGCUUGAAGGCCACAAACACAAUGAGAGGCUGCGCCGGAACUUCAUGAGGCAGUCUUUCAGUAAGCUGCACCUGUCGCUGAGUAUCUCUGACCCCAAGCCAUCCAAAAUAUGCAUCAUCCAAGAGGCCACAAAACAAAUUCGUGAACUUGAAACCCAGGAAUUUUACUUGAGAACUGAAAAACAUGUGCAGAUUAAAAAGCAGAGGUUAUACCUCAAGAAGAUCUCAGAGUCCUCAGGGAAGUCUGAGGAGAUGAUUCUAAAAAAGCUACAGGAGAUCAGCAGCAGGCAGAAGGUCAUCGAGGAACAGAGAAAGCGGAAACAACAAUUCCCUGAGUCAACACUACCGAAAGAACUAAUGGUCUGCCCACCAGUCCCCAGCUCUGAAAAAUCCACUUCCUUCACUCCUUCAGCCACGGUAGGCUCCGAACAAGGCCCUCAUGCCAAGCGUCGGCCUGCCCAGCGGCCUACCCCUCCCCCAACCUACCAGGCUCCUUUGAUACCUCCGGGUCCAGAGAAGCGGACUAAAAUACUGCCCAACAUCCUCAGUAAGAAGUCCAGAGUCCCUCCAAUAGAACCCCCAGCAGUUCCGCCAGCAGUUCCGCCACCAGUGCCCACUUCAGCGUUCGCGGUCAUUAACCCAAUGUUGCCUGGCCAGCAGAUCAUCACGCUGUCCAACCCCCUGCACUCUCUCCUGCCCCUGGCAUCCCUUUCCAGCCUCCCGGGUCACAAGUCAUCUACGCCAGGUGUCGCUGCGGUGAGCAUCAGAGUCCCAGCUGUGCCAAAGGCCAUUCAGCUAGAGGGAACUCAUUCCCUUGCGUCCGACCAAACUCCAAACGUGGACAAACCAGCAGCGAAUGCCGUCUGUCUACCCAAGAUAUUGACGGUCAUGUCCCUGGUACCUGCCGUUGAAAACUCGGUCACUGGUAGUAAUAUCACAGUCCAGGAGAAGACUGAUCCUGCUGUCUGCCUACCCCUGGCCCCAGUCAACACACCAGCCCCUCCGAGUACAGAUGACCUGGAAGAGGGAGAGGUCCCGGAUGGGCCGCUGACCACGGUCAGAGAGCUCACCGCUCAUCUGAAGGCCUCAGCUGACCUAGAAGGUGACGAAGAAGAGGACGAAGGAGACGAGGAGGAAACCAAUGAAGCGUUGAGGAAAGAGGGGAAUGUCGACCCCACGCUGAUGUCGCUGCUCAAUGAGAUUGUGUUCCUCAACCAGCAGUUGGGCAGCGAUGGGUCCAAGCCGUCCACUCCGGGUGACGUCCCGCCAGCAGAGCCUGGUGAGGUCCUGGUGGACCGGCCGGCGGGUGUGGCACUGGACGAUGAACGUUCCCUCAGCCCUUUGUUCCUCCGCCUGGACGAUGAUUCCGCGACCUCCACCCCAACGAAAUCUAGUGACAAACCCCAUAGGGCAGUGGAUGAUCCUGUCAAAGCAGCAGUCGGAUCAGAACCAGUCGUGAAGGUCGCGCCCGCUUCCGGGCCCACUCCGCUGCUCACCCCUGCGCCGGUCCUUUCCACAACCACAAACGAACAGAAUCCACCAACAACGCCUGGCGCUGUCAAAGGUGAUUCAUUGGCCCCGCCACCUCUCCUGCAGAUGAAGGCAGGAAGUGUAGCGCCACCUGUGGCCCCGUCACUCAAAGACAACUUGUCAUGGCGACCUAUGCCCAAACUUGUUCCUUUGGGCUUGAAGGCCGCACCACAGGCAUCUCUAAGUCGGGGAACUGGCUCAACCCAGUAGACGUUGACCUUGUUUAGUUUUGUUUUGGUUUGGUUUUGGGGUUUUUUGGUAGCGAAGCAAUCAGGGAUUUGUUCUUAAUCUGAUGUAUAUUUAAAUUGACGGAAGAGAGACACUCAUGUUUGUGUGUAUUUUUGUUUCUGUUUGGCUUGUUUUUUAAAACAAGUACUACCUGAUGUGCCUACCUGCUUAUCCCAAAGACGUGUUUGUCCUAAUUUCAGUAAUAUAUCAUAAAACAGGGAAAACAUACGCAUCUUAAGAUGAGGAAGAUACAGAAAAUUCAGAAAGUAUAGGAAAUACUUGAACCUGCUGCUUUUCUUUUGGUUUGUGUUGAAUCUUUUUUUUUUUUUUUUUUUUUAAAAAAAGCUUAUAUAUUGUUUAGUUUUUUUGGUGUUUCAGUUACAGUUGUUUUUCCUCUUGUCAGAAAGAGGACAUGCAAUACAUAACAACCUACUUGAAACAUGAGAUGUAAAUGGCUUGUACGAAGUAGUUAUGCCUCUGAGAUGGAGUUGUGUUCAUAUGGCACUUUUUCUUCUAAACAUUGUUUGCAUUUUUAUGUAGGUGUGGUGGGGUCUCUCCAUAUUGGAGCAGAGACCACCUUUAAAACAUAGGUGAUAACUAAUAGGAGAUAACUAAGCUAGUUCAAAGAUGAAUGUAAGUUUGACGGGAUAGGUUUAGCCUUUGGGUGUGAGUCACUGCUCCCUUUGUUACACUUGAAACUGUACAGCAAUUAUUCACAUCACAACAGUGUAAGAAAGGCCGUGCCCCUUGUGACUUUGUACAAACAUCUGUAGGGAGAUGCAGGGGCAGUUGACCUUUUGUGUGGACAUUUGUUUGUCCAAUGAAAUGUGAAGCGUUAAGAGCUUGCCUAUCUUAACACUUCACAUCAUCUUUUAUCAUGAUUUUGAGAAACAUACACUAUGAAGCCCUUGAGGAUGGCAAUGUUUUAACACUAAUAAUGCAAUAAUACUUCAGUAUAGUUCUCAGUAUGGCGUCAUGCCUUUUGUGCUUGUUCAUCUUUUUACCCUUUGCUUGCUGGCUCAGAGAAGUGUAGGUUGUUAUCACUGCAGUUAUCAGUGGUCCACCAUAGUUUGUGUGUAAGAUUUCAAAGGGACUCGGACAAGUUUGUGAAUCACCACCUAUCAAAAGAUUUUAGUCAAGCAAUCCAUCUCUAUAAUUGGUUGGUUAAUGGUGAAUUAUGCCCUACAACUUUCUUUGCAGUCUACUAGGGUAUUGAAUUAUUGUACAAAAUAAUGCACAGUUAAAACGCAUAGGAACCCCAUCACCAGUGUUCUCUACGUAUCCAUACAGUUUACUUUCAGUCAUUCCUAAAAGCAACCUGAGCAUACCGACACCGUGUGGGUUAUUGUCGUUUCACUAUAGGAUAAAUUCCUUAUGCAAGUCUCGUGUUCAGUUUUUGCAAUCUUUGGUUGCAGAAGUACAAAGUGCAUAUCUGUGUGUAAAUAUCUUGAGAGGGUCAUUGCCUAUAGUUCAUUACUGUGAAUACUGCAAGAUUUAGCAUGUACAUUUUGUCAGUUUUUGUAUGUUUAUCGGUCACAAUAAGAAUUGUUUGGGGUUUCCUCAAUGAAUAAGCCUGAUAUGUCCAGUAUGUGAUGUUUGUUUAUACUCUAAAAGAAAACGAUCUGUAAAUAAAGAGGGUUGUGUGCUGAUUUUUGUACUAAGCUUGAAAAUAUUUUUGUAAGAUGUCCAUAUGUAGACAGUGUUACACUGACUGACAGACCAGAACAAGAACUGAAGUGUCCUUGAUGAGUAAAUAAAGGUGUAUGUUAAACUUG